GCCGGCCGCUGCCGCCCUCACCUCGCGCGCCCGCCGCCGCCGUCGCUCUGCCUCGCGCGUGCGCCGUCCCUCAGCCACACGGGUCGGGUUUACCCGCGGGUACCCGAGACCCGACCCGGCCCCGAACCCGGCGGGUGCCAUCCAUACUCCCACCCGUCUUCCCCUCAAACCCUCCCACCCGUCUUCCCCCUCGGUGCGUCCGUUGCCGCGCGCCGGUCCAUCGGAGCACCCGAAUCCGGUCUCCCUCAACCAGCGAGCGACUCGAUCCGCAGAGCAAGAUUCGGCGGCGACAUGGUGAGCUCUGGCCCCUGCUUCUCUCUCUACCACCACACCUUAUCCUUCCCCGCCGCCACCACCAAAGGCUCCUCGGCGAGCUCCCGGAGUACAAGUCUGGGCCUGCCUGCCGGCCGCCGCUCGGGUCCUACCGCUGUCACAACUGACGCGGCUUUUCUGCGCGAUGCCGCUGCCGUCGACAAGAGGAGGUGUGAAUGCUUUGAUCUCCAUCAGGACUUGGUUCCUUUUGCGAAAUCAUGGGCUUGGCAGAAGUCUGUUGUUACGAGGAGGAAAGGGUUUGCAGGCAGAGAUGCAGAUGACUCGGACACUCUAGUCACGCUGCAACAUCCGCCAGUUUAUACAUUGGGCACCGACAGCAGGGAGGAGUACCUACAUUUCAAUGUAAAGGAUGCUCCUAUUGAGAUUCAUCGUAUUGACCGUGGUGGGGAGGUGACAUAUCAUGGCCCUGGACAGCUUGUUAUGUAUCCGAUUCUCAAUUUGCGGCAUCACAAAAUGGAUCUUCAUUGGUACCUUAGAUCACUUGAAGAAGUGAUAAUCCGUGCCCUGCAAUAUGCUUUUUCUAUCAAGGCAUCAAGGAUAGAAGGUCUCACUGGUGUUUGGGUUGGUGAUCAGAAAGUUGCAGCAAUAGGAAUUCAUGUCUCACGAUGGAUAGCUUAUCAUGGUCUAGCACUAAAUGUCACUACUGAUUUAACCCCAUUUCAACUCAUUGUUCCCUGUGGCAUAAAGGAUCGUGGCGUCGGGAGCAUUAAGGAGAUAUUGCAAAAGGCUUCCAGUGGAAGAGACAUUGAUGAAGCGGUACUGAUGGAUUUAGCUUAUAAAUCGUUGAUCAAGGAGUUUGCUGAAGUUUUCCAGCUUUCCCUAGACCUCAGACCAGAUUGGAAUCUGCAAGAAAACUAGAUUGUAGAGAACAUGUAUGCUUCCUCUCCUAUGUAAUCGAGCACUACAAAGUAAGAACGGAAAACUUGGGGCAUCCUCGUCAAAGAUGGGCAUGCACUUUUCAGAAGAAGUAAGAGUGCAAACGAGGAUCAGAUAGAUUAACACGCAGAACUUGCCAGCUGGUGGUUCGUUCUACGGUAGCAAGUACUCAAUCAUCAUACUCCAUGGAGCAGCAACAGUGCGCUAGAUGUGCAUCUGUAUGGAGCAUUCAUAAUUUUCAUUAUGUCGUAUGGCCCUCGAAACAAUUUUUCUGCGCAUACAUGUUGAAGAUACAGUGCACAAGAUAAAUCUGCAUCGAGCUGCCGGAUCUCUGGUUCCCCGGUUAUUAUCAAUCAGAUGCAUGCUGGAUAAAGAAAAAGUUUCUGCCUAUCACCUCUUGUUUACGCUGACAACUUUGUUCAAGCAUAUGCAGCUACAGUGCCUCGUACCCUUUGUUCAGGCUUCAGAGUUCAGACCCAGAGUUGGGGACCAGUUACGCUUCCUACUGAUGUAGGAGUAUCAAGUAAUUCUAUCUAAUGGUUUCCAUUUAACUUUGUUCAAGCAUAUGCAGCUACAAACGGAAGAAGGGACGGAGAGGGCUGCGCAAAAUCUGCAUUAAUUCUUGAAAUAUAGUUUACUGAGGAUAAGAAAUUCUAUUUUUCUUCUCUAAACAAA
Molecule: messenger RNA, 1884 nt
Organism: Brachypodium distachyon (stiff brome)
Lineage: Eukaryota; Viridiplantae; Streptophyta; Magnoliopsida; Poales; Poaceae
Product: plastidial lipoyltransferase 2
Exons: 5
Coding region: 292-1191 (299 amino acids)
Biological process (GO): protein lipoylation
Cellular component (GO): mitochondrion
Molecular function (GO): lipoyl(octanoyl) transferase activity
Source: RefSeq, a predicted model, not a curated record